Molecule: messenger RNA, 1386 nt
Organism: Angiostrongylus costaricensis
Lineage: Eukaryota; Metazoa; Nematoda; Chromadorea; Rhabditida; Metastrongylidae
Source: the annotation of a GenBank genome assembly
UUAAUAUUUAGGAGUCAAAAAGUGGAGGGUAUCAGUCUAAUCACUGAGCUGUCUGCCACCAACCCAAAGGAUGUCGCUGAGCAUAUGCAUGAGGUGGUGGUGGCAAUUCUGAACGAGUGCAAGAAUCUGCGAUCGAGCGUCUGCCGAGUUGCUCUCGUCUGCGCCGGGACGCUUACACAAAACAUGAAAGGAAAGAUGGACCAAGAGUUGGACAAGCUGUGCAUGAUUCUCAUCAACAAAGCUGGCGAUGUCUCAAAUGCGUUCAUUCGUGAAGACGCCAGUGAAGCACUGGACAAAGUAGUGAAGAAUGCUUCAGCCGGAAAGGCACUUCAGGCCAUCAUCGCUGCUGGAUCGAGGUCCAAGAACAACACUAUCCGUACAUCAUGUGCCAGUUUCGUUGGCACACUAGUGUCACGUCUGGGAGUCAGCACGGUACUCUCAUCUCCGGAACAGUUAACGAAACUGAUCCCACAACUUAUUGCCUUCAGUCGAGAUCCAAAUCCUCAUGUUCGAAUGCAUGGACGACAAACAUUGCGUAGUCUCAGUGAGGUAAGUCCUCAAAAGUCCUUGCUAUCGUUAUACUCUGUGCUUCAGGGCGGUCUGGACUCACUGGACAGCACCUGCACAUCGAUAUCCAGCGGGUUGUCGAGAAGUGGUAGUAUUCGUAAAACAGUGCAGCGAAAACUUUCCGAUAAUAUGCAGCUGGACUUGGAUGAAACCAGAGCUGAUUUGAUAGCAGCCAGCUGGGGACGUCGUCUGGGAGGUUUAAAGCGUUUCGAGGAAAUGUGUAGUUCAUCGACCAAAGCCGUCGCCAGUGACACCAAGCUGAUCGAAGCGUUCAUCGGUCGUUUGAACGACAUCAACAGCAAAGUAUCACUUGAAGGUCUAGACACCUAUCUGGUCACUCUUCCAGCACUGAGCAAGUUCUAUUCGACCGAAUCACAUCUAAAAGCGGUUCUUAAUCAGUUGGUGUUGGCGUUGAUGUCCCACUUGUCGAGUAAAAGCGACGAUCAUCGAACCACAGCUCAGAAGUGCCUUAUCGAGACCAUUAAACGGAUCGAUCCAGCCUGUCUUUCCUCAGCCAUUGCAGCAGCAACACGUAAGGCGAACAUCAAACAGAAGCCGUUCAUGCUGGCCGUCUUUAAUCGUUUGAACGCAAAUUUGUAUCCACUGAAACCGAAGCAGGUGGAGGUGAUAGCACUGCCAAUUUUGUGGGAGUGCUUGAGGGCGGGUGUAGCUGGAAGCGAAAUGAGAAAGGCCGUCAGUGGAUUCGCUAAAGGACUUGUGGAACUGGUGAACAUCGAGUUUUCGUUAUCUGUUUUAAAACAUUCGUCGAUGGAGGUCGAUCCAUCAAAACGAAGGCUACUCGAGUCUCUGAUACAGUAG